Macrosteles quadrilineatus (aster leafhopper) is the source of this 2163-nucleotide messenger RNA. RefSeq lists its product as uncharacterized. The transcript is spliced from 3 exons. The coding region runs from base 52 to 2046 and encodes 664 amino acids. Gene Ontology annotation, molecular function: serine-type endopeptidase activity. The record is from RefSeq and is a predicted model, not a curated record. Lineage: Eukaryota; Metazoa; Arthropoda; Insecta; Hemiptera; Cicadellidae.
UGCCUGCCUCAUCAUACAGCUUAGACCAGCCUGCCUUCACUGUCAUUAGUCAUGUGGCUGCUUUGUGCUCUUGCUUUUUUAUCACCUGUGGCGUCAGAUACUCUGAACUCUACUUCUCAGGAAAAUCAGGUGUGCGGAGGAACACUAAACUUGAGGCAAGAUACAGCGACUCUCAGACUCCCGGCAAGUUCCUCCCAAGUGCAAUGUACCUGGACCUUGGUCAGUGAUGACUUAUGUGGACUAAUGGUUGACCUUGGAGACUUCAAACCACCCCAGUGUCCUAGUGAUCAGCUGAUUGUGGGAGAGACACAGCUGUGCGGAGAUCUACCUAGAAUGGUGCUUCUGCCUCUAGUCUCGCCUCUGACUAACAUUACGUUCAGAGGAAACGCAGACGGAUAUGAAACAUCCAACAUCACAAUACGUCAAACCAGAUGUGAAAACCAGUCAACCAAUACACAAGUCACAAACCGAUUAGGAAAACUAGAAACCUUCAGCUGUGGCGGAGAGUUCUUUGGGAACAACGUUGUUAUCGAGAGUCCAGGAUACCCCACAUCUUACCCUUCAGAUGCCUUCUGUGUGUAUACAAUCAGACGAACAAAUGACGAUGUGUGCCAGGUAGAAAUAACUUUUGAGAAUUCAAGCCUAGAAGUGUCAGAAGAAUGUUACAAGGAUAGACUUGAAAUACAAGGUGACAGAAUCUGUGGGGAGCUGAACGGAGUUAGGACAUAUGGAAUAGACACUACCUUAGAGAUUAGGUUUGUAACUGAUUAUAACAUCAGUGGGAAAGGGUUCAAACUAUUAGCGAAACAAAUUAAAUGUUCUGAUACACCUAUUGUGGUAGAAGCUCAAGAGGAAAACGAUAAGCAGGAUGUGUUGGUUGAUUGUGGACCUCAAGGAGCACAGGUAUUUCAUACCGACGAAGGAUAUCCUAGGACCAGAAGACCUUUUCCCCCUUUCCCUCUGCCAGGUAGAAACUACCCUCCCUUACAGAGUUACCCUCCUCAAGAAACGUUUCCUGGAAACCCUCCUGUUCAAAGAAUACCACCACAAGUGUCUACUCCACAAUUUCCUCCUCGCUAUCCUUCAUCAUAUAAUCCGCCUUCGUCGUACAAUCCUCCUUCAUCAUACAACCCUCCUUCAUCUUACAAUCCUUUCAACAAGUUUGUUCCCCCACAAGGAUAUCUCCCUCCAGUGGGUUCAAUAUCACCAUUCCCAGGACAAUUCCCAAAAGACCCAAACUUAGGAACUUUCACCUCAAACCCUCCAACUACUCUUCUAAGACCAUCUGUUAAUCAGUUUUCCCAAGGUGAACAAUGUUGUGGACGUAUUUACACAGACAGCCACUUUCUCAUCGCAAGUCCAGGUUUUCCUCGAAGCCAGUCUUCAGAUUGUAUCUUCACCAUCCAGAGAUACAGCCCUCUAACGUUCCAACUACGAUUUCAGUUCCGAUAUUUCUGGGUAGGCCAGGACACCGGGGAUGGAUGCAGUGGAGGAGCUCUUGAAAUCGAUGGAAACAGAAUCUGCGGAUGUAAAACUGGAAUGAUUUGGACCACACAAUUUUUUGACUCCGAAUCAGUUAAAGUUCUCCAUCUAAGGUUAGACUCCUCAAUUGAAAAGUUGUUUAACGGGUUUGUUAUUGAAGUUUAUCAGGACGAUUCGUACUCAGGGAGAUAUAAAAGAGGUGACAUUAACCCUGACGUAGAGGAGUUUACUUUGUCUAAUGGUAAAAUUGUGAACUUUACUCAGUACAUCGAGACUAUUGUGGAGCGAGAACCGUUGAUACCCAAUAAUGGAAACCAACUCGUAACUCACAGGCAGCUGAUUUGGGAUCCUAACCGUCAAGCUUGGACUUUGCCUUCAGACUUUUUCUGUCUCCGCUGGUCUUUCCAAGACUGGAUACUACUAGCCAAGGAGGCAUUGUGGAGUCAGUACCAAUGCCCAGUAUCUGGUACUUCCAGUAUGAGUACAGUAGAUUCGUCCAGAUUUGAUAUCACAGCUUGUCGAACCUGCAACUACUUUUGCCGUCAGAACUGUCAAUGUUGUUGAAGGAAAAGUUUCUAAAUGCAGUGGAUGAAGCGAUGAAUCUUUAUGUUCUAACGUAGAACACACUUCUUUUUUGCUCUGUUUAUACUUUACAGGUGAUCAAUGUUUAUUCAAAUCAUC